AUGAUUCUACGGCAGUUAUUCCCGCGACUCGGCUUGUCGUUGGUGUUGCUGUCCGCCCUCGCAUCCCACAAUCUCGUCUUCGCGACCAUCAAAGGCGACAAGGAAAUCAAGGAACCGGAUCCGUUACCUCCACGGCCUCCUCCAAUCAGCCUUGUUCCCAAAGUCACCCGUUCUGAGAUUGGAGAUGACGAUGAUAUCCCCAUCACACGGAAGACCAUCAAAACCGUGGUCGAUGAGACCCCUUCUGAUGGAAAGGUACAAUGGGCACGAGACCCGCAAGACUUCAACAAUGAUGUGGUACAGCAUUCGAGCUCCUCCGUAGACACAGGUCCCACGACUUCCUCUGAGGAAGCCAACGGUCGCCUCGAUGAAUCUGAACUACCACUCAACUCCGACCACAUCGGCAAUCUCAUCGACGACAAGGAAACCCUCAUCUCCCCGACCCACUCCUUCACGCUCUCCUUCCUAAUGAUCAUCUUUUCCGAGAUUGGUGACAAAACUUUUCUCAUCGCCGCCCUUAUGGCGAUGAAGCACUCCAGGACCUUGGUUUUCAGUGCAGCAUUUAGCUCCCUUGUCGUCAUGACGGUACUUUCCGCCGUCUUAGGCCACGCGGUACCGACACUGCUGCCUAAAAGAUUCACGAACUGGCUCGCCUCCGGGCUGUUCUUUAUUUUUGGAGUCAGGAUGCUGAUAGACGGGCUGAAGAUGGAGAAGGGGACUGCAGGGGUGCAGGAGGAGAUGAGGGAGGUUGAGCAGGAACUACAGGAGAAAGAACAGGAGGCAAGGGGUAGAACCGGUUCCAACGCUUCCAUGAUGGAAGAGGGCAUCGUCCCGCCCAGAUCCCAGAAGAGAAAUCCUCUGAGGAGGUCUAACUCCCCCACAAUCUCUGACGACAGCGAUGACGAAAGUUAUGAUAAGCGAAAUGGAUCCGGAAACAAUAUCAAAGUUGUUGCCGACGGUGUCCAGAACCUCGCAGCUUUGCUUCUGAGUCCCGCUUGGGUUCAGACUUUCGUCAUGACUUUCUUGGGCGAGUGGGGAGACCGCAGCCAGAUCGCUACGAUUGCUAUGGCUGCCGGUCAGGAUUAUUGGUUUGUUGUCCUUGGUGCUAUUGUUGGCCACGGAUGCUGCACGGCUGGCGCGGUUAUUGGAGGAAAGUUUUUGGCUGAGAAAAUCAGCGUUCGCAACGUCACCCUUGGAGGCGCCAUUGCAUUCUUGGUCUUCGGGUUCAUUUACAUGUUGGAAGCCAUCUAUUCAUAA
This is a messenger RNA of Orbilia oligospora ATCC 24927, 1257 nucleotides long. RefSeq lists its product as uncharacterized. Gene Ontology annotation, biological process: calcium ion transmembrane transport; manganese ion transmembrane transport; Golgi calcium ion transport. The coding region runs from base 1 to 1257 and encodes 418 amino acids. The record is from RefSeq and is a predicted model, not a curated record. Gene Ontology annotation, cellular component: fungal-type vacuole membrane; Golgi apparatus. NCBI's taxonomy places the organism in Eukaryota, Fungi, Ascomycota, Orbiliomycetes, Orbiliales, Orbiliaceae. Gene Ontology annotation, molecular function: calcium ion transmembrane transporter activity; manganese ion transmembrane transporter activity. The transcript has 3 exons.